UUCUUAAGGAAUAAUUCGCUAUAGGGCCUCCGGUCAGUUCCGGCGUCUGCUACAACUGGGCUUUCUUCAAAGACUACUUCUUUCUUCUAGUAUACAUCCUAAUCUAAACGCCUUCCAGGUACGUCAUCGGAUUUCUUUAUAGCAGCUCUAGAACCCCACUGUUUGCUUCUAUGUGGAUGCUUUGCAAAAGGUUAACAGCUUGCCGCGUCAAUGGGCAUGGAACUCCUGUUGGUUUCUUCAUUACCCAGAUCAGGGUUAGGCUUUUUGCAGCAUCAUUCUCAACGGAUCAAUGUAGCGACAAUGGUAAACAGUCAUUUGCAGCCUCUUAUCUCAUGUCUUCGUGUGGAUUACCUGCAAAAGACGCUAUAUCUCUAUCUCGUAGGUUACAUUUCGAAUCUGCAGAGAAGCCUGAUUCCGUGAUUGCACUUCUUAGAAACCAUGGAUUCACUGAUACCCAUAUCUUUAAACUUGUUAAGUCAUGCCCGGAGUUACUUUCAUGUUCUAAUCCCUCAAAAACCCUUUUACCCAAGUUGAAUUUCUUUUAUUCAUUGGGCAUUUCAGGUACUGAACUCGCAUCUUUCUUGUGUUCAAGUGCGAAAGUUCUGAAAAUGAGCCUUGAGAAACGGAUUCUUCCUUUUCAUGAUUUCCUUAAAGACGUGAUUCGCUUGGAUGAUCUUAAAAUCGCUGAAUCUAUUAAGAAAGCAUCAUGGACAGACAACAAAGACGGUGUGAGAAGCUUAGCCACCAAUAUUGCACUCCUGAGGGAACUUGAUGUCCCUGAAACCCGGUUGGCACACUUAAUUACUGUUCAUAUUGGAAUCCUUCUCCGGAAGCCAAUUCAGUUUAAGGAAAAAGUGGAUGAGGUUGUUCAAAUGGGAUUUGAUUCCAAGAAAUCAUCCUUUUGCGACGCCUUAAUAAUGGUUUCUAAACUGAGUAUUCCUACUAGGGAACUUAAAGGACAAACUUAUGUCAAGUGUGGAUGGUCCGGAGAAGACCUUGAAACAGCUUUGAAAAAACAUCCUCUUUGUAUGCGAUUAUCCGAGGAAAGCAUAUGCAGUAAGAUGGGUUAUCUUGUUAACAAAAUGGGAGUGAAGCCGGCUGAUAUCGCAUCUGUUCCUACUGUUCUUCUCUACAGUCUGGAUAGAAGGGUAAUUCCAAGGUGUUCAAUUGUCAAAGUUCUGAUGAUUAGGGGAUUGUUGAACAAACAAGUCCCAAUCUCGUCUAUAUUGUGCACCAGUAAAAAGAUGUUUAGAGAAAGGUUCAUCUCAAAGUUUGAGAAAGAUAUUCCCCAAUUAGUAAAUAUCUUUCAAGGUGAAAUGGGUCUUUCUGAAAUCUCCAGCUUUGUCCGCGAAGAGGAAGCAAAAAUUUGCUGUUCUUGAAGAACUGGGGAGUAGUGUAGUAUAGUCAUCAUCAAUCUUGCUUCCUUCUGAUUCAUGUUGUUGUUAUCAAACGGAGAGAACUAAAUGCUCUAUGUUUACUAUUUUGAUUAACUCAAUUGCAAAGAUACAAUUUUGUUGUUCUAGAUUAAGAUUCUUCUCAAG
Impatiens glandulifera is the source of this 1541-nucleotide messenger RNA. RefSeq lists its product as uncharacterized. Gene Ontology annotation, molecular function: double-stranded DNA binding. Gene Ontology annotation, cellular component: chloroplast. The coding region runs from base 171 to 1379 and encodes 402 amino acids. NCBI's taxonomy places the organism in Eukaryota, Viridiplantae, Streptophyta, Magnoliopsida, Ericales, Balsaminaceae. Gene Ontology annotation, biological process: regulation of DNA-templated transcription; chloroplast organization. The transcript has 2 exons. The record is from RefSeq and is a predicted model, not a curated record.